CGUGAACGCCGCUAUCCGCCAAGCCCGAUAAGUAUUACUACUAGCAUCUCCAUCUCCAUCUCCAUCCGGAACCAAAUUCACCCAUCACCAACCAAACUCCAACCACAAUCAAAACAACCACCACCAAACCCCCACAAUGCCACCACCGCCGCUCCAACCCGCAAUCUCCUGGCGCACCUGCACACGAUGCAUCCGCCGCGCCUACCCCCGCCCUAGCAGCACAAGCACCCGCCACCUAAGCACAACCCACACCCUCCGCACCAAGAACCCCCUCCGCAACUCAACGACCCGCACCAGCAACCAAGACCUCGCCAAAUCGCGCCGCUCAAUCGCCGUCUCCGCAGCCGGAAUCGCCAUCUGCGCGGCAGCAAUGUACGGCGUGAUCAAGACGGACGUGUUCGGGCUUGAGCAAGCCUCUCAGGCCUCUUCUCAAUCCUCCUCCCAGGAACCCGAACCCAAGAGCAGCAAAGGGGCGAUGAAACUAGAUGGACCGGCUGGGUUCGGGGGCGCUCCAUCCGUGAUUCGGGUGGCGGGGCAAGAUGGCGUGGAGGAGGUAUCGACGGGGACGAGCACGAUACCGUUUUUCCCGAGUGUGAUUCGCGUACCCUCUAUCGACAAUAAAACUGCGGGGGAAUUGAAAGCUGGGGAGGAGGUACGCGAUGUCGAGGAAGAAGAGUAUCAGUUACUGGGGCUGGGGGUGCGGACUGUGUCAUUUCUGAAGAUCCAGGUUUAUGUGGUGGGGAUGUAUGUAGCUCGGGGGGAUAUUUCGGAGUUGCAGCAGCGGUUGGUGAGGACUGCUGUACGGCCGCCUGGGGGUGAGGAGGGGGUUGUUGGGAGUGCCGGGGCCGGGUCUGCGACGUCGCUUGUUUCGACGGAGAGGGAGGAGUUGAAGGGGUUGCUUUUGGAUGGGGAAAAGGGCGAGGAGGUUUGGGAUGCGGUGAUUAGGGGGAAUGGGCUGCGGACGUGCUUUAGGAUUGUUCCUACGCGGAAUACGGAUUUCUUACAUUUGAGGGAUGGGUGGGUGAGGGGGAUUACGGGGCGGGCGCAGAGGGCGAAUGCGAAGGCUUUGGAGGCGGGGGAUGCGGCCCGCAGCGAGUUCCAGGAUGAUUCGUUUGGGACGGCGCUGAAUGAUUUUAAGAGUUUGUUUGGGGGUGGGCAGCGGAAGAAUGUGCCCAAGGGGCAGACUUUGCUGCUUUUGCGUGGUGCGCAUGGCGAGUUGGAUGCGCUUUUCCAUCCUGAACCGGCGAAGCCGGUGAGGUUCUUGGGCCGUGUGUCGGAUGAGCGGAUUAGUCGGUUGGUGUGGCUGAAUUAUCUUGCUGGUAAGAAUGUUUCCAGCGAGGGCGCCAGACAGAGUGUUGUGGAUGGGGUGAUGGGCAUCGUGGAACGCCCUGUUGGAACUGUUGUGCAGAAGGUCGUGUAAUUGUACUUUGUAUAUGUAAUAGUAGCCAAUCAAGCACUCUCCUCAGGAUGAAGUUCAUCAGUUCCAGUCUAAGUAGAUCCCUAUAGUGACAAUACUCCCGGACCCAGUAGAAACCCAAUCCAUCAAUUACAUCGUCUGCACUCGCAGACUUGACUUACAUUAGUACAUACUACCCUACAAACCAAUCAUCCCAUUCCUCAAACCCUCACUACAAGCUGGAGCGGGGUAUUGUAUCAACUACAAUCGCCGAAGCCAAAUCUAUAUUCAAACCAACAGUACAGACGAGCACAGCCAGCAAAUGGUCUCAUAUACAAUGUCAUUCCACCUAUAAUACGAUUAAGCUAUGAAGGCUAGACCUAUCUCUCUAGACAACCAAG
Molecule: messenger RNA, 1797 nt
Organism: Aspergillus alliaceus
Lineage: Eukaryota; Fungi; Ascomycota; Eurotiomycetes; Eurotiales; Aspergillaceae
Product: chalcone isomerase domain-containing protein
Exons: 1
Coding region: 137-1420 (427 amino acids)
Molecular function (GO): intramolecular lyase activity
Source: RefSeq, a predicted model, not a curated record